This is a messenger RNA of Acanthocheilonema viteae, 2505 nucleotides long. The record is from the annotation of a GenBank genome assembly. Lineage: Eukaryota; Metazoa; Nematoda; Chromadorea; Rhabditida; Onchocercidae.
AUGAAAGAUGAUGAUACGAGGCGAUUGUUGAAUGUAAAACUUACCACCGAUGAAAAUAUUCGUGCUGCAUAUAUCGAACUUCUCUAUCCAACCAUCUACAAAUUUUCAUGUCUAUUAAAUCUUCGUUUUUUUCCAUUCGAUAUUCAGGAAAGUGUUUGUUCGAUGAUAUUUUCAAGCUGGACAUUUGAUCAAACGGGCAUUGAUUAUUUUGCACAUUCAGAUAUUGUUGGUACGACAAAUUACAUCGAGAACGAAGGCUGGCAUAUUCUCAAAACAUCAGUAAAAAAAGAAGAAACCAAGACAUCGACAGCAAGUGGCAUGCGUGAGGAAAAGGUGUCGCUUGGUAUCACAACCUUACUAUCAAUGUCCAUUCUGAUGCUAAUGGUUUCUGAUCAAAUGCCGACCACAUCCACAUUUAUACCUCUCAUUGGCUGGUUCAUUUUGGCUAUGAUAACAAUAAUCACUUUUGGAACUUUGGCAUCCUCUGUCAUCAUUGCUAUUCAAAAACGUGGUCGUCAAAAGAGCCGUCUUACUCCACGUACUAUUUGCUUGGUGAAGUUCAUCGCAUAUAUUACUCUUGAAGAUAUACCAAAACAUUUGAUAGAGGCACAUAAGAAGGAAUUGAAAACGACAGCUUUACAAACUGAAAAAAGACAAGACAUUCUGAAAACAAAAGAGCCAGAAGGACGGCGGAACAGACAGUGGACCCUUUUACAGAAAGGGCAAAGAACACGAAUAGUCGAGUCACAUCUCUGUAAACUGUCGACAUUAUCUUACAACAACACCGAUUUGAUCCCACAGAAACCUGAUGAAGGUAUCGAUAUCUCAGAUAUCCCGGAUACUGCUUCGGCUAUACUAAUUCCUUCAAUAUCAUCUCCCAAUGAAGGCGGUAAUGUCGCUCCAAAGAUGAACGGAAAUGAUGGCGAUUCAAUUCGUACUACUUUAGAAAAACCUAACUCUGACUCAGCACGACAACAAAGGCAGCCACAAAAUGUUUCAAGUUUAUGCGAUGAGGUCAGCAUUCGACAGAAUCGUCGACUGGCACGAGAUGAAUAUGAUUGGAUGGCAAAAGUAUUGGAGCGGUUGUUUUUCAUCUUAUUUAUUAUCAUUUUUGUAUUUGUUACUGUUGGUAUCAAUUCCCUUGAAGUGGAAAAGGGCGAUGAAAUGCAUUAUUUCAUUUCAGCGCGACAACAGCUGCCUCAUAUUCGAUUGGUCCGAGAUUUACUCUCCACCGAGAGCAUGGUGAUGAAUCGUGAAGGAAGUGAACGAUAUAUGAAUGUUAUCGUAAAAAGUAGACAUUGGAAUGGUGAACAUGGCGCUGAAAUAUCUUUCUUGUAUCCAGCACUUUAUACUAUACGUUGUCAUAUAGAUAUACGCUAUUUUCCUUACGACCAUCAGAACUGCACCUUAAUUUUGGGUUCAUGGACCAGCAGUAAAGCCCUACUUAAUUAUACAGCCGAUAAAAUAGUGAAUAUGAAUUCGUAUAUACCAAACGAAGAAUGGGAUAUCCUCUCUUUCAACCUUCAUCGUCAUGAAUAUGUAUAUGAAUGUUGUCAAGAUCCGUGGGUCAUUAUCGAAGGAUCUCUUAUCAUUAGAAGAAAGCCUUUAUACUAUAUAGUCAAUCUCAUUAUACCAACGACUGUUUUAACAUUGGUUGCAAUAGUUGGCUUUUUUACGCCAGCUUCGACAAGUGAUGAAAGGAUGGAAAAAAUUACGAUCGGUAUUACCGCUCUGUUAGCAGUAUCUGUUUUAAUGUUAAUGGUUUCUGAUCAAAUGCCAACAACUUCGGAUUUUGUACCUCUUAUUGCUUGGUUCUAUCUGUCAAAUAUUAUCGUCAUUUCUGCAGCAACAUUUUGCACAUGCACUGUUCUCCGUAUUCAUGGCAGUCAUAGAAAUGGUAAAUUACCGCCCAUCCUUGUUCGAAUAUUAUUCUUCAAAUACAUUUGCAACUAUUUGUGCGUUUCACCACCACAUGAAUUGAUGAUGUUAUGGAAGAGAAGUAGGUCAACUCUCACUGAACUAUCAGUGAAACCAUCUGUGCAAAAAAUGCUGGAGAGAGACAAUGGUAUAGAAACAAAGCAAACAGUGUCGAGAUUAUCCGCAAAAGAGAAUUGGGCUCGAAUUUCUGUCACCCUUGAAGAUAUUUCAUCUAGAAACAAAGAUCAGUCAGAAGUUGUUCGUAAAGAAAGCUCACUGACAUCUUUGAUUCAAAAGAUUCGAAAAACAUCAGCGGAACGGAAGCAUCUAUCACUUUGGAAUACUGCAGUUCAAUUUAUACGUUUUACAAGCAAUGAUUUACCACGAAAGAUUGAAUCAAAUGAAUUAAAAUCACUGAAGCAUCGCAGACAAUGCACAUUGGAGUGGGAAUUCUUGGCAACAGUAAUGGAUCGAGUUUUUUUGUUAUUUUUCUCAAUUAUUACCAUACUUAUUGUGACCGCUUUAGCAGCGACCGCUAAAUUAGCUCAGUAUCAUUUUGAUGCAGCAUUAGAAAUCGCCCACAAUUGA